UGGUGCCAGCCAGUGGUGCUACUUCACCUGCAACCCGCUCCUACGCUAAAAAUCAGGGAGCAGCUAGCCAGAAAUCGGAGGACGACAUGGUCAGCAACGAGCCCAUCAAGUUCUUCGGCAGCCAGGCGGCCACUUGGCGGGCCAAGGACACAAGGAGCGGAGGCAGCGAGGAGUCCCUGUGGUACCAGCCCUACGUGAUCUCCGCCAGCUUGGGCGCCUUCCUCCUGUACUUCUGUGCUCUGCGCGAGGAGAGCGACAUUGAUCUGCGGCUGGAGGGCAACUUGUACGACCAUGUCAGCGGCCUGGAGGAGGUUCAGCUGACUGUCAACUACAAGUACAACAAGGAGCAUGGACUGGACACCACGGAGCAGGAGAGUCGGCUCAGGGAACUGGGCAUCGAUCUGGGCCAGUUGGACGCCAAAUUGGCGGCCCAGUAGUUUUAGAGUUGGUUAAUUGUACGUUCUUUGUUUCGUUAAGUGAGCAAGCUGCUUCAAAAUAAACAUUUUUAGAAACUGAAACUAAA
Molecule: messenger RNA, 523 nt
Organism: Drosophila takahashii
Lineage: Eukaryota; Metazoa; Arthropoda; Insecta; Diptera; Drosophilidae
Source: RefSeq, a predicted model, not a curated record